Huiozyma naganishii CBS 8797 is the source of this 4617-nucleotide messenger RNA. RefSeq names its product bifunctional 4-alpha-glucanotransferase/amylo-alpha-1,6-glucosidase (gene GDB1). The record is from RefSeq and is a predicted model, not a curated record. The transcript has a single exon. The coding region runs from base 1 to 4617 and encodes 1538 amino acids. Gene Ontology annotation, biological process: glycogen biosynthetic process; glycogen catabolic process. Gene Ontology annotation, molecular function: amylo-alpha-1,6-glucosidase activity; 4-alpha-glucanotransferase activity. Lineage: Eukaryota; Fungi; Ascomycota; Saccharomycetes; Saccharomycetales; Saccharomycetaceae.
AUGGAACAAAGCAGGACGCUACUGCUGAGGCUGAACGAUGACGGUGAGCCCGUCACAAGCAGCUCGUAUGGGCACGGUGUGCUCACAUUGCCCUCGCUGCCGCUUCCAGAGGGCGCCCCCGAGGGCACGCCGCUGUACACGGUCCGGCUGCUUGUGGCCGCGGGCGCUCCCGUUGCUAGGGACGGGCUUGUCUGGACUAACGUGCCCGAGACCCCGCAGGACGAGUUCCAGAGAAACAAGUUCCACAAGAAGAUUAUCAAGUCAAGCUUCCACAAAGACGACCAGGUGGAUAUUCCAGUGUACAAGCCGGGACCUUACUGUUUCUACCUCUCCUUCAGAAACUUGCACGAGGAGUUGGAGACCACGAGGAAGUUCUACUUCGUAGUGCUGCCAGUGAUGAAGAUUAAUGGUCGAUUCCUUCAAUUGAACUCUAUCGCCAUGCAAAGUGUCAUUUCCAAGUGGAUGGGGCCCCAACUCAGCGACUGGGAUAAAGUGUUUGAGAAAGUCUCGAACAAGAAGUACAACAUGGUCCACUUCACACCGCUGCAGUACAGGGGGGAGUCCAACUCGCCAUACUCCAUCUUCGACCAGCUGCAAUUCGACCCAGAAAUCUUUAAGGGGGACGAAGACGUUGCGAAAAUGGUCCAGAAACUUCACGAGAAGUAUAACAUGUUAUCCUUGACGGAUAUUGUGUUCAACCACACGGCCAACAAUUCUCAAUGGCUGCUAGACCACCCAGAGGCCGGCUACAACCACAAGACUGCCCCUCACUUGGCAGCUGCCAUCGAACUGGACAAGUCCCUACUCGAAUUCUCAGAGAACUUGAAGAACUACGGCUAUCCAACGGAACUCAAGUCCGUAGACGACCUGUUCAAAGUCAUUGACGGGAUUAAGAUUCACGUCUUGGGAGAUCUCAAAUUGUGGGAAUUCUACACUUUAAACGUGAAAAAGAUAAAGGCUCAGGUCAAGGACCAAUGGGACUCCGUAGCUGCACCUUCAACUGAUGACGGCGAGGGGGAAUACGAAAAGAUCGAUGACAUUGUCCGUCUGGGACAGUACACGGCAGAGAAGGCCACAGACCCGGAGACUUUCCGCGUUUUGGGACACAGAUACGGGAAGACACUCGACUUGUCCGUGCUCAUCGGCAUCUUGAAGACCAAUUUCGGACAAGAGUUUACAGCUGACGUAGACGAUAAAGUCGGGAAGAUCCUGGACGAGAUAAAUCUGCCCCUGUACAAGGAGUACGACGAGGAUGUCAACGAAAUCUUAGAACAACUGUUUAACAGAAUCAAGUACUUGAGACUCGACGGGAACGGACCCAGACAAGGUGAAGUCACGAAGGAGUUGCCCCUGACAGAACCUUAUUUCACCAGAUUCACCGCCAAGGACGGCGAGGAGUACGCUCUCGCUAACAACGGCUGGAUAUGGGACGGGAACCCACUGGUAGACUUCGCUUCCAGCCAGUCCAAGGCAUACAUCCGCAGAGAGGUCAUUGUCUGGGGGGACUGUGUCAAGUUGAGAUACGGCUCCGGACCAGAGGAUUCCCCUUACCUAUGGGAGAGAAUGUCCAAGUACAUCGAGACCAACGCUACUAUCUUCGACGGGUUCAGAAUCGACAAUUGCCACUCGACACCUUUGCAUGUCGGCGAGUACUUUUUAGAUCUAGCUAGAAAGUUCAACCCAAAUCUGUACGUUGUGGCAGAACUGUUCUCAGGGUCUGAAGAAAUGGACUGUCUGUUUGUACAACGUCUCGGUAUUUCCUCUUUGAUCAGAGAAGCCAUGCAGUCGUGGUCCGAGGAGGAACUGUCCCGCCUAGUGCACAAACACGGUGGCAGACCUAUUGGCUCCUACAAAUUUGUACCCUUGGAUGAUUUUCCAUACCCGGCUGAUGUCAAGAUCGAUGACGAAUACUGUAUGUAUAACGAGGGCGACCAUGCAAUGAAGUGUGUCUCCGAAAUCAUGAUUCCUAAGACUUUGACCGCUACUCCACCUCACGCACUGUUCAUGGAUUGCACUCAUGAUAACGAAAUGCCUUUCCAGAAGAGAACCGUCGAGGAUACUUUGCCGAAUGCAGCAUUGGUCGCGUUAUGUUCCUCCGCUAUUGGGUCUGUGUAUGGGUACGAUGAAAUAUUCCCAUCCCUGUUGAACUUGGUCACUGAGACGAGAAGAUAUGAAGUGAAACAAGAUGACGGGAUUAGCAAAGUGAAGUCCAUGUUGAACGAGAUUAGAGAGUCUGUUGCACAGAAAUCCCUGGACAUCGAGGACUCCGAGAUGCACGUCCACCACGAAGGCCAAUACAUCACCUUCCACAGAUCCGAUGUUAAGAGCGGGUCUGGCUGGUACUUGAUCGCUAGAAUGAAAUUUAACGACAACGUUGGGGACCAAACUCUACCCCCCGUGGUUCUCUCGCAAUCGAAGUGUACUCUGAAGUUCGCGUACACAUUAGAAAAGAUUGGAAGCUUGAAGGACACAGAAUCGGACAGUACAUUGAAGGGCAUUCCAACUAAAUUGAGGGAUUUGACCGGGUUCAAAGUUGACUACAACGAUGACAAUGAAACAACCACCAUUGUAACUCCUGGCGAUUUCCCUCCAGGUUCUAUUGCAGUCUUCGAAACUCAGCAGAAUGGAGUAGAUGAGUCGCUGAACCACUUCAUCAGAUCUGGUGCCAUAAAGGCCACUGCGAAUUUGUCCUUGGAAUCCUUAAACUACAUUUUGUAUCGUUGCGAAAACGAGGAAAAGGACAGCAGUCUAGGCAAGGAGGGUACUUAUGGAGUUCCAAAUUUUGGCAAUCUUAUCUACAGUGGGCUGCAAGGCUGGGUAUCUCUUCUACGCGAUAUCAUCUUCUCGAACGAUUUGGCCCAUCCUAUGAGUGAAAACCUGAGAAACGGUAACUGGGCCAUGGACUAUGUUGUUGGUCGUUUGGAUUACUAUGAUGACGCUGCAGGGGUUAAGGACGUCCAAGAAUGGUUACGCAGUAGAUUCGAAAGAGUCAAGCAAGUUCCAACCUUUAUCAGACCCAGCUGUUUUGCUUUGGUCGUUGGUAUCUUGUACGGUUGUUGCCGUCUGCGUGCCAUGCAGUUAAUGUCAUCGAACAUCGGCAACGCUACUGUCUUUGUUCAAAGUUUGGCCAUGACAUCCGUGCAAAUGGUUUCUACUUUGAACUCCACGUCCAUCUUACCAGACAAGCAGGUCCCCGCAAUGGCUGCUGGUUUACCCCAUUUCAGCACCAAUUAUAUGAGGUGUUGGGGGAGAGACGUCUUCAUCUCUCUAAGAGGGUUGCUAUUGACUACUGGUAGACAUGAGGAUGCCAAAAUGCACAUUCUGGCAUUUGCCAAGACAUUGAAACAUGGUUUGAUUCCAAACUUGCUGGACGCUGGUAGGAACCCACGGUAUAACGCCCGUGAUGCUGCCUGGUUUUUCUUGCAAGCAAUCCAAGACUAUGUCGACAUUGUUCCUCAUGGUGAAGACAUUUUGAAGGAAAAGGUAAGCAGACGGUUCCCCAAAGAUGAUCGGUACGUUGCUCUGGAGGACAAUGAGGCCUUCAGUUACAGUUCCACCAUCGAGGAGGUGAUCUAUGAAAUCUUGAGCAGACACGCCAAAGGUAUCAAGUACAGAGAGGCAAACGCGGGCCCUAACCUGGACCGUGUCAUGUCUGAUAAUGGGUUCAACGUCGAGGUGCACGUGGACUGGUCCACUGGUUUGAUUCAUGGUGGUUCGCAGGAUAACUGUGGUACGUGGAUGGAUAAGAUGGGUGAGAGUGACAAGGCAGGGCUCGGUCGGUGUCCCCGGUACCCUAGAGACGGUGCAGCCGUGGAGAUCAAUGGGUUAUUGAAGAGUACAUUGAGGUUUGUUCUUGACUUGCACUCGAAGGGCCUGUUUGAACACACUGAGGUAGAAAAGGCUGACGGCGGGAAGAUCGCAUUGAAGGAUUGGAACCAGCUAUUGCAGGAUAACUUCGAGAAGAAGUUCUACGUGCCAGAAAACGCGGACGACGACGCACAGUAUGAGGUGGAUCCCAAGAUUGUAAACAGAAGGGGUAUAUAUAGAGACUUGUACCACUCGGGUAAGCCGUUUGAGGACUACCAACUGAGACCUAACUUUGCAAUUGCGAUGGUUGUUGCUCCUGAAUUGUUUACUCCGGAGUACGCGUGUCGGGCGAUUAACCUUGCUGACGAAGUGCUUAGAGGACCUGUUGGUAUGCGCACUUUAGACCCGAGCGACUACAACUACCGCCCAUACUACAACAACGGCGAGGACUCGGAGGACUUUGCGACGUCGAAGGGCAGGAACUACCAUCAGGGUCCUGAAUGGGUAUGGUGCAUGGGCUACUUCCUGCGUGCGUUCCUUCACUUUAACUACAUGACGGACCCAAGGGCGCAGAACGAGCCAAAGACGAAACCAUCGUCGUACUUGUACCAGCAGCUAUACCACAGACUGCAGGGACACAGAGAGUGGAUCCGCAGCAGUCCCUGGGCUGGCUUAACCGAACUGACGAACAAGGACGGGGAGAUUUGCAACGACUCGAGCCCUACACAAGCUUGGAGCACGGGUUGUCUAUUGGACCUGUUCUACGAUAUCUGGGCUGCCUUUUCCGAGGAGAGCAAGGCCGAAAACUGA